AUGAGUCUUUUUGAGCGAGGAAACAAUGCUCUCAAUGUCAAUCCUGUGACCGGGGUUGAUGGAUCGUUGUCUGUGCAUGGAUCUGACUGGUUCUGGGCUGUCACGGCCAUCUAUGUUUUGUCCUUCAUUGGCCUUCUGGUGCUCUCCUUCGCGGCAAAAGAAAGUGAGAGGGUCUUCCACUACCUCUUUACCUUCGCCCUCAUGGUUGGCGCCAUCACCUAUUACGCCCAGGCUUCUGAUCUUGGUUGGAGUGCUGUUGAGCAGGUCAAUAGUCUCAGCAAAGGAGUUGUCCGCCAGAUGUUCUACGCCAAGUAUAUCAACUGGGCUGUCUCCUUCCCUUCGCUCGUCUUGGGACUCGGUCUAUUGUCUGGCGUUUCCUGGACCACUAUCGUCUGCAACAUCGCCCUCGCGUGGUACUGGGUCAUCAGCUAUCUCAUAGCCGCUUACACCACUUCGAACUACAAGUGGGGGUUCUUCGCCUUUGGCACGUUCGCGUGGCUCAUUCUUGCUAUGAGCACUCUCAACGAGAGCCGCAAAGCCGCAGCCCUGCUUGAUGUAGAGCGCGACUAUAUCAUCCUUGCUGGGUGGUUGAAUAUCCUGUGGGUGCUUUACCCCGUUGCCUUUGGCCUGACCGACGGCGGUAACCGGAUCAGCGUCACAGCUUCUGGUAUAUUCUUCGGUGUUCUCGACGUGCUUAUGGUGCCAGUUAUGAGCCUCGCUGUCUUGUUCUUCGCCCGCAACUGGGAUUACCGCAAGCUGGACAUCGCCUUCAGCGACAGCCGUCCCAGCCGAGAGAGCGAAGCCGCGAUGAAGGCGCCCGUUAGUGUCACUUUGGAUUCCUAG
Molecule: messenger RNA, 843 nt
Organism: Aspergillus alliaceus
Lineage: Eukaryota; Fungi; Ascomycota; Eurotiomycetes; Eurotiales; Aspergillaceae
Product: opsin family protein
Exons: 2
Coding region: 1-843 (280 amino acids)
Cellular component (GO): plasma membrane; endoplasmic reticulum
Source: RefSeq, a predicted model, not a curated record